This is a messenger RNA of Sinocyclocheilus grahami, 1443 nucleotides long. Its product is annotated as gamma-glutamyltranspeptidase 1-like. The transcript is spliced from 10 exons. The coding region runs from base 1 to 1443 and encodes 480 amino acids. Gene Ontology annotation, molecular function: glutathione gamma-glutamate hydrolase. The record is from RefSeq and is a predicted model, not a curated record. Gene Ontology annotation, cellular component: plasma membrane. Gene Ontology annotation, biological process: glutathione catabolic process; regulation of immune system process; peptide modification. Lineage: Eukaryota; Metazoa; Chordata; Actinopteri; Cypriniformes; Cyprinidae.
AUGUUUUCACCCUCAGGAACGGUGGCAACGAUUAAUGCUAGAGAAACUGCUCCACUGAGUGCUUCAGAGAACAUGUUUGGGGAUGGCACAGAGAAAAAUCCAGGAUUGUUAAUAGCUGUACCAGGAGAACUGCGUGGUUAUGAGAUGGCACACAAUAGAAGCGGGAGACUGCCAUGGAAGGAGCUGUUUGAGCCCAGCAUAAAGCUGGCACGCGAUGGAUUUAAGAUUGGAAAGGCCUUAGCCAAAGCCAUUAAAGCGGAGGAGGAAAAAAUUAAGAAUGAUCCAGUUUUGUGUGGAGUGUUUUGCGACUUAAACAAGGCCAUCUUCAAGGAAAAUGAUUGUAUAAGAUUUCCCAAACUAGCUGCCACCUAUGAGAAGAUAGCGAACUACGGAAUAAGUGCCUUUUACAAUGGGGCAUUGACUGAUGAUAUACUGAAAGUCACCAAGGCUGCAGGAGGGAUUAUAACACGUGAGGACCUAAUGAAUUAUACGGCAGAGUGGCAAGAGUAUGCAUUAAACUUCACUGUGGGGAAAUACAUAUUUCAUGCUCCUGAUGCUCCAUUUGGCGGACCUGUGCUCGCUCUGAUUCUCAACAUACUCAAAGGUUACAGCCCCUCAAACUGCAGUGUGUCCACAACAGAGAAUAAGAUUUUGACCUAUCAUCGCAUGAUAGAGACGUUUCGCUGUGCUGAUGAGGAGAGGAGAAAACUGGGAGACCCACUCGAUGAAAACAUCACUAAGAUUGUCAAAGAUAUGACCUCAAAGAGCUUUGCAGACAACAUCAGGAGUAAGAUUAAAGAUGACAUCAAACAAGAGAGAUGCAAUGAGCAGUGCUAUGACAAUUGUCAAGUUGAUGACUCUGGCACGUCUCACCUGUCCAUCAUCGGAGAAGACGGGAGUGCGGUGGCCGUCACCAGCAGUAUCAAUGACUAUUUUGGCUCUAAGGUGAUGUCAAACUUAACAGGCAUUAUAUUUAAUAACCAAAUGAAUGAUUUCUGUAAACCCAAGAAGGAAAAUGGACAAGACAAAAAUAGGAGUUGUGAAAAUAACAACCUAAUUAAACCAGGUAAAAGGCCACUUUCAUCAAUGUGUCCCACAAUCAUAUUGCACAGCGGACAAGUCAAAAUGGUGGUUGGAGGUGAAGGUGGGACAAAUAUCACCACAUCAGUUGCUCAGGUGAUCCUGAACUAUCUGUUCUUUGGCUAUGACCUGCAGAAAGCUGUUAAAGAGCCCAGAGUUCAGAUCACGAAAAAUGAGACAAAUGUAGAAAAGGACUUUGAUAAGGGGGUUACUGAUGGCUUGAAGAAGAAGAAUCAUUCUAUAUGUAACAAUACUGAACUAACAGCUGUCCAGGCAAUUGUACGAGAGGGGGACGAAGUCUGUGCUGAAUCUGACUACAGGAAAGGUGGCUAUCCUGCCGGAUAUCCAGAACCAAUACUGUAG